GAAAGCGUUGUUCACACAGUCAAUCGUCAGUUCCCAGAUUUUUUCAAAGCUUUUGCAAAAUAGUACGACAGUCGAUACUGUCACUAGUGUUCUGCAGAAACUGCGUUACAUUAUUUCAACAAAGAUGGGACAAAGAAGAAAGGUGGUGAAAGAACCACGGAAGGCAGAUGGUUCAGACUAUGAUAGUGACGAUGAACGGGCCUAUAAGAAGCUCCCUGCACCAGACCCUGAUGCACCAGACUACUUUAUGGAUGAAGUGGAUGAGUUCAAUGAGAAUAAAGAUAAAAUCUUAUUGGAAGGGUACAAUAAAGAAGAUGAGGAUAGUGAUUCGGAGGAUCAGGAGGAUCUAUUUUCCCUGGACUACUCUGACUCUGAUGAUGGUACUAUUGAGAAGCAUCUGCGUACCUUCAAGAUGCAGCAACACCUUGAAGAGAUUGCCAGCGACGUUGAGGAUGAGGGCCAGGAAUCCAAGUCAGGCAUCCCAGAUGCAAAAGCAUGGGGGAAGAAAAAAAAAGAAUUUUACCAUACAGAUUAUGUUGAUGACGAUCUACCAGGAGUAAGUGGAUCAGAGGAAGAGGAAGCUCAGGAUGAAGAAGAGAGAGAAGCUUUAGCCAUACAGCAAAGGAUGUCUCAGAUGAUGCAGGAAACGGACUUUGAUCUGCAACUGUUUCAAGAAUCAAAAACACUUGAAAAGAAAACCUUGGAAUUUGAAGACAAAACUGAAGAACGAGUCAUUAAGGAUCUGAGUAAAUUGUCUAAGAGAGAUAAACUGGCGAUUUUGAAGAAAGAAUCUCCUGAAUUUGAGGAACUUGUGGAAGAUUUCAAGGCCAAGGUGAGGACACUGAUUAAAUUGUUUCCACUUCGUGACAUGGUAGAGGAUGGACGCAUUCCUCAAGGACUGGGUGCCGACUACAUUUAUACAAGGUGUAAGCUGUACAUUAACUACUGUAUUAACAUCAGUUUCUACAUAUCGCUGAAAGCCAAGCAUGUUCCUGUACAUAAUCAUCCAGUAAUUGGUGUCAUUCUUGAACAUAAAAAGCUAAUGAAACAAUUGGAACCACUUGACCAGCAGUUGGAAGCAGAGAUUGAAGAGCUUCUAGCUAUAACACAACAAGAUCCAUGCAUCGAGAAUGCCAAUCAAUCUCCAGGAUCACCAAUGCAAACAAGUGAUGAAGAUAGCAGUGAAGACGACAAUGAAGAAACAGAAAAUGUUAAAUCAAACAUCAAAACCAAAGAUGUAAAGAGAAACUCUAAGAAAAUGUCUUCAAGAAAGAGUGUACCUGCCACUGAGGCAGUGGAGAUGGAUUCAAGUAGGAAAGAGCAAUCAUUGAAGACACAUGAUAGAAGACUAACGACUGAUGAACAGAAAGCACUAGAGUAUUAUGACAAGAUGGCAAAGGAAAUUGAAGAGCGGAAACUUGAAAGAAGGAGGCAACAGAAGGAGUUGGACGGUAAAGUUCAAUUUGAUGAAGUGCAGCAAGAGGAGGAAAUGGAAGAUGGCAAACGAGCCAUCACUUAUCAAAUUUCCAAGAACAAAGGACUGACACCACAUAGAAAGAAGGAACAGCGCAAUCCCAGAGUCAAGAACAAAAUGAAGUUCAAGAAAGCUAAAGUCAGACGCAAGGGACAGGUACGAGAGGUGCGUAAGGAAUUAGUACGCUAUGGUGGUGAGGCGUCUGGGGUCAGAGCUGGAGUCAUUAAAAGUAUCAAGAUUAAGUAAUUGGACAUCGUUUUGUCCAGAAAUAAAGAAAUGUGAACAAAGAACUCAAGGGUCUACCGUACUUAGAGCACAUUUUAACGCGCAGUGCCGCAGUCACUCGAACGACUCGUUAGGAAGCCUAGUCAACCAUCGGUACUGCGGUAUUCAACAAUCCAUUGCCUUCUGCCUUUUAGCUAUAGUGUCACUGGUUCCCUUCUGAGCUUUACACAUAUUAUUAUGGCACAGAAUAACAGGACCAGUUAAGAAACCUUGGUCCUGAUGCUGGUUCCAACCUUGGUCCUGAUGCUGGUUCCAAAUGGUCGAACACAGUAAUCAACCAAUGGUCGACUAGCCUGGGUUCAAGUCAAGAUAGUCAAGCUUUAG
Messenger RNA from Asterias rubens (European starfish), 2083 nucleotides. RefSeq names its product something about silencing protein 10-like. Gene Ontology annotation, biological process: maturation of SSU-rRNA from tricistronic rRNA transcript (SSU-rRNA, 5.8S rRNA, LSU-rRNA). NCBI's taxonomy places the organism in Eukaryota, Metazoa, Echinodermata, Asteroidea, Forcipulatida, Asteriidae. Bases 125 to 1720 code for a protein of 531 amino acids. Gene Ontology annotation, cellular component: small-subunit processome; nucleolus. The record is from RefSeq and is a predicted model, not a curated record. The transcript has 13 exons.